Echinops telfairi (small Madagascar hedgehog) is the source of this 963-nucleotide messenger RNA. RefSeq names its product olfactory receptor 52N2-like. Gene Ontology annotation, cellular component: membrane. NCBI's taxonomy places the organism in Eukaryota, Metazoa, Chordata, Mammalia, Afrosoricida, Tenrecidae. Bases 1 to 963 code for a protein of 320 amino acids. Gene Ontology annotation, biological process: G protein-coupled receptor signaling pathway. The transcript has a single exon. Gene Ontology annotation, molecular function: olfactory receptor activity; G protein-coupled receptor activity. The record is from RefSeq and is a predicted model, not a curated record.
AUGCAUAGAGCCAACAGCUCCAGUCUUACACCAAGAUACUUCAUCCUCAACGGGAUUCCUGGACUGGAAGCUGCACACAUCUGGAUCUCCUUGCCAUUUUGCGUCAUGUACAUGAUUGCUAUGGUGGGGAACUGUGGACUCAUAUAUCUUGUCAGCCAUGAAGAGGGCCUGCAUAGGCCCAUGUAUUACUUUCUAGCCCUAUUAUCGCUUACAGAUGUUAGUGGAUGUACAUCAUUUGUCCCUAAUAUGCUGUGCAUCUUUUGGUUCAGUCUCAAGAAGAUUGACUUUAAUGCCUGCCUUGUACAGAUGUUCUUCAUACACAUGUUGACAGGCAUGGAGUCUGGGGUGCUUAUGCUCAUGGCUCUGGACCGCUAUGUGGCAAUUUGUUAUCCUCUAAGAUAUUCCACCAUCCUCACCAACACCGUGAUUACCAAGGUUGGGCUUGCCACAUUCAUGCGAAGUGUGUUGCUCAUGAUCCCAUUCACUUUCCUGAUCAAGCGCCUUCCCUACUGCCGGGGCAACCUUAUUUACCACACGUACUGUGACCAUAUGUCUGUGGCCAAAUUAUCCUGUGGCAAUGUCAAGAUUAAUGCUAUCUAUGGUCUUAUAGCUGCCAUAUUGAUUGGAGGGUUUGACAUGUUCUGUAUCUCUGUGUCCUACACCAUGAUUAUCCGCGCUGUAUUGAAUCUGUCAUCUUCAGAUGCUCGCCACAAAGCCUUCAGCACCUGCACAUCACACAUAUGCGCUAUUGUUAUCACCUAUGUUCCAGCUUUCUUCAACUUCUUCACUCACCGCUUCGGGGCACACACCAUCCCUCACCACAUCCAUAUCCUUAUUGCCAACCUCUACCUUUUGCUGCCCCCUACUUUGAAUCCAAUUGUCUAUGGAGUGAAGACCAAGCAGAUCCGUGAAGGAGUAAUCAAGUUGUUUUUUAAAGAGAAAGCUAUGUUGACUAUGAAAUAA